CUGGGCCAGUUGGUUGCAGUGGGCAAGCUGGUGGAUCUAUCAUACUAAAAGAGCAGAAAGUCUGAACAGCUAGAGCCUCUCUUCUCCUCCCUCCACCCCUCAGCACAAUCUCUACCAGCACCUCCACCCCGUUCCCACCCUCCCUCCUUUUCUUUCUGUGUUUUUUUCCCUUUCUUUCUCUGCUGAGGUUAAAAGACAGACAGGGUCAGUAGCACUCACAGAAACAGAAACAGGAAGGACAGGAGGUGAGUGGAGCUGCAUGGCAGGCUGCCAGCUCCAACUGUAUCAAACACAAGUCGAUGACUGAGAACUCCGACUCCCAUGAUGGACAAGAAAAGUGCCAACGGCUUUCAGACCAAGGCCAGUGAGGGCGGUGUUCAGAGGAAGCAGCUGCCCUACUCAGUGGAAACUCCCUAUGGCUUUCACCUGGACUUGGACUUCCUCAAGUAUGUUGACGACAUUGAAAAAGGCAAUACCAUCAAAAGGGUCCACAUUCAGCGCAGGGUCAAGGGCCCAGCCAAAUUCAGUACUCUGCCCAGAAAUUUCAGCCUUCCUGGGCAUGGGGCCAGGCCUGCCCCCAAGGAAAAGGACAGCACUUGGUCUGGGACGUCCACCCUAGGGCCCAAGCCUAAAUCACGUGUGACAGAGGUCCAACAGAUCUUCGACUUCAGGGCAAGUGAAGGGGGAACUUCCACUCAGAGCGGCAGGGGGACAACCAGUCAGGGAGCUGGAUACAUUUCAGAAAAGCCCAGAGAUCAAUUAGGAGCUGGGGCCCGGGAUGUUGAAGAGAACACUGUGGAGAUUCAAAGUCGUCCUAAUCUACUCCGAGCAUCAAGCAUGCCCAUCACUCUACAGCAGCGGAAAAGUUCUGAUUCAAGCAGUCCAGACCGUAUUGUGGGAACACCGGAAAGUGGCUCAACUGAGAACAUGUUCCGUGCUUCACCGGACAUAACAGAGAGACGGUGUGUUCCUCAGGAUCGGGGAGGGCUUCACCAACAGAUCACAGUGGCAUUGAAGCGGGUCAGAGAGCUGGAAGAGCAGGUCAAAACCAUCCCAGAACUAAAGGCUCAGAUCGGUUCACUGAGGAAGGAAAGGGAGAAACUACUGCUUCAGAUCCAAGCCCAGGCCAAAGCCCAGGUUUCCACAUCAUCCUCUACAUUAGCACCAAAUUCUGAUUCUGGGACACACACUCAGCUACAAGGACACAGGCCUACAGAUGGGCUCAACUUAGCUCUGACGACACAACCCACUGGAGGUUUAGGAGCUUCAGAGCAUUUGCUAACAAACCCCGUAACAGGGAAAGAGAAACAAGGUGCUACAGAGAAAAGUAAAGUGUUACAAGAAGAGGGGGGAUUAAAUCAGGAAUCUUUGAAGAGUUCCUCAGCACAUGGAAAAAUUGGUGGGUUGGCAGAGAGAGAAUUGGAGAGACAAACACAACCGUCAGAAAAAUCUAACAAACAAAAAGAGACAUUAGAGAGUCCACUUCAGCAUGCAGUGCAAAAGCUAUCGCGGGACAUUGCAGGACAGGAAUUAACAUCACUUAGGGUGGCUAUAAAAGACGCAGAGACUAGCAGUGCUCAAGAUGGUGAUGCAGCACAAAGAGGAACACUUGAGGAUCCAGACAGUAUGCAGAAUCUACAAGAGAAGCUAAUGGUACUGGAGGCUAAACUUAAUAAGGCUAGUGACGACCUGGAGAGAACAAAUACUCUUUUGAAAGAACAAAUAGAUGAGAACAAGGCAAAAGAGGAGAAAAUACUACAACUGAGUGAUGGAGUGAGAGUGGAGGUGUGUUCUCCAGAAGCACACAGCAGGCAAAGAAGAGAGAGUAUUGAGACAGGGACAGAGACAGAGAAAGUAGAUUUUGCUAACCAAGAAACAGAGACCGAAUUGACUGGUACAGUAGAUCAGGGAACAGAUACAGAUAGAAUCUGUAUCGAGGUGUGUGUACCACAAACAAGUGCUGGAAGUAUAGAUCAAGGAACAGAGACGGAUAAAGUUGACACACAUGAACAGGUGACAAAGAUGGAGGCAGAAGCAGCUGCUGAGAGCCCACCAAGACCCAGAGCCAACAGCAUCGAACGGGGCACAGUAACUGAGACGAUCACCACUCAAGAUCAGAUGACAGAGACACCCUUAGCGGAAAGCGUAAACCAAGUCACAGAAACAGAGGAAGAGAUAGUAACAGACCAUCCACAGAGACCGAGGGCCAGCAGCGUAGAUCGGGGGACAGAGACAGAGAGAGUGGACACUGUGGACAGUGUGACAGAGACAGUGGAAGCACAGAGGACAGACCAGCAGACUGAGACUGAGGUAGAAAGACGACAGGAUAACAAUCCAUCAAGAGGUGCAGAAGCAGAAAGUCAAGUGAGAGAAGUCAGUGAAAGAGUAGAAGAUGAAGGACCUGUGGUCAGUACAAGAGUGGAAGAUAAGGAAGCAAAUGAAAGAGAUAGUGGAGGCAGUGAAAGUGUGGGCGUGAAAGUGGUCACAGAAAGUUCAAUUACAGUUCUAGAACGCUCAGUUGAACAAACUUUAGUUUCAAAUAUUGUAAGUCAGGAUGAAGCCAGUACCAUUCCACUUGCUGCGGCAGAAGAAAUGACAGAGUCUAAGAAUGAAAUGGUUACGGCACAGAAUGACUCAGAAACAAACACAAUUGAACCCCUAAAGAGUGAAGUAACAGAAAUUGUUGAAACACAACAGAUUGCACUGGAGACUGUCGAGAAGAAACAAACAGCAGAAUGUGUGAUCGUGUGUGCAACAAUCAAAGAAACUGUGGUCCCUGACACGGUUGUAAUAGUAGAAGCAGAUAAUGCAGCUAUGAAGACAGUAGCUCCUGUACGACCCCAGAGAGGCCGAAAGCUCUCAGCAGAGCAGGCACAACCAUCACCUCCUCAACAUCAGGCUGUACCUGUGCGUCCUCGUAGAGGAUCCAGUGAAACUCCACUCCAGCAGACGCAGCCCCAGACAAACAUCGAGCCGCAGGUACAGGGUCCACCUCAGCUUGAGGCCCAAACCCCAACACGGCUCUCUGAACCACAGGUAAAACAUAAAGCCCCGUCUCCGUCUCAGGUUGAGGACCACAGCUUAGUAAAGAAGCCUCCUGCGGAGUCUAGUGAGAAACAAUCUGAAUCACAACCUCAGAUUAAGAAUCAGGGCCCGCCACUAGGCUCCGGUGAAGUCCAAACCCGUCCAAAAUCAAUUCGAGCACAGUCUAAAACAACUGCAACUCGACGGAACUCCAAAGAGCUUAAAGCUCCACAGAAAGGAUCCAGUGCAUCACAACCUCCUAGUCAUGGAGCAGGAGAAACCAAGACCCGCCCAACUCGCCAGGGGUCAUGUGAUGCCCAACCUCAGUCUCAGGGCUCUCGUAAAACCUCCAGUGAGACUCAACCCCCUCACAAAGAUGUCAGCGAGACACAAUCUCUGCGUAGAGGCUCCAGCGAAACAGCCCAGCGUCGUGAUUCAAGUGAAGCCCAGCCCUUACGUCGAGAUGCUGGCGAGGCCCAGCCUCCUCGCAGAGGCUCUGGUGAGUCACCAACAUCACCUGCGGCUUUGGGCCAAGUCGUAACCCGGUUAACAGGGCUUCUGGGCGAGCAGUGGGCACAGCUGGGGAGCAGCUCUGGAACUCAACAGACGGCCAGCCAGCAGGAAAGCCCCAGCACACAGAGACAGACGGCAGGGAAAAGAGCAGAGGUAGGGAAGGGAGCAUCAGCCAAGCCUGCAGGGAAGGCAGUCCCUGCAGCAACAACAGGGAAACCAGCAGGGAAGCCUGGUCCUUCCAAAAUGAGCUCUAUUCAAAGUCAACUGGUCAGCUCUCUCAGUGUCCUCUCUGCCUUCUACUCACCAGGCCAGAAAGCUGCUGCAGCGAACAAACAGCAAGAACAAGGUCUCAAAUCUAUUAUGAAGAAAAAUGGUGUUUCUGACAAGCAGGGCAACAAGGGAGCCAAGAAAAACCUGAAGUUUGUUGGGGUGAAUGGAGGCUAUGAAUCAACAUCGAGUGAAGAGUCCAGUGGAGAUGAGAAGUCAAAGGUGGAGGUGGAGGUGGAGGUGGAAGUGGAGGAGGAAGACAGCUCAGAACCAGAGGUAAAGAAAGAAAAGGAGACGGAGCCUCAGCCAGAAGAGAAGCCUGAAGACGGAGCAGAGACCGAGCAGAAGGAUGCAGAGGUUGCAGCUGAGGGAGGAGGUGCUGUGGCUGCAGAGAAGGAGGGUGAAAGAGGACUGCUGGAUCCAGAAAGCAGCCAGGAGGAAGAACAGGCUGACGGGGAGAAAGUUGACCAAGCGUUUGUAGAUGCCUGCCUCUAUGUAAAAGACCGCAUGGAAGAGGUUUCAUCCCCAGAUAAAGAAAUGCGUCAGGUUUUAGUGGUGCUCUACCAGGAGUGGUUCAAGAUCUCCAGUCAGAAAGACUCGCAGGCCGAUACCGUCAGAUUAUACCUGCGACAAGUGGGCUUGACCACACCCAGUCUCCUGCCGUACGUAGUUAACUUGACCGACGGCAACGGGAAUAUGGCGCUCCACUACAGUGUGUCACAUUCAAACUUCCCUGUGGUCAAACUGCUGCUGGAUACUGGUCUAUGUGAGACAAACAAUGUGAACAAGGCAGGCUACACUCCAGUGAUGCUCGCUGCACUGACGGCUGCUGAGAGCACUGAUGACCUGGAGGUGGCACAACAACUGUUGAGACUGGGCGACGUCAAUGCAUGCUCCAGACAGGCGGGCCAGACGGCACUAAUGCUUGCGGUGAGCCACGGCCGCGUUGCCAUGGUGAAACUGCUCCUAAGCUGCGGUACGGAUGUAAAUGCCCAGGACCGCGAGGGCUCCACGGCCCUGAUGUGUGCCAGCGAACAUGGACACACAAACAUUGUUCGUAUGCUGCUGGAGACGGGUCGCUGUGACACCAGCCUCAUAGAUAAGAAUGGACAGUCAGCACUGUUGGUGGCAGAGGGAGCCUCCCACCAAGAGAUAGUUGAUCUUCUGAAGACCAAUGCUGAGCGCCGAGCCUCUGAGCCCUCGUCUACCACAGACCUCCUCUGAGCCAGGCCGACACUGUUUACGUCUCCAAACCACUCCAGCUCGCCGACCCCCUACCCUUCAAUUUCCAAGACCCUCCGCCCACCAACAAAGACAGAAACAAGGUUGAAUUAAAGACAUGGUGACGCCAUACAAGACUCUGUAUGACCAGUGGAAAAAAAGUGGAUACGCUCUGUUUACUGUGGAAGGACACAUUUUAACUUCCAUAUCUCUGCCAACAUGCCCCGUGGCUGUUUAUGGAUAUACUGCAUUAACCACUCAGUGGACAGACAACAAACAUGGCCUGGUCGAAUUGAUGAUAAGACAUUGCCAUGGUAACAAGCGUGAUUGACAGAAUAUUAUGAAUAUAAAGAGGGAGCAGGGAUGGACGGACUGGCAAGAGAUACUCUGACGAACUGCUGCUUCUUAUCAUCAACUAGCUCUUCAAGCAAAAUACUAAGCACAUGAUCUACCUUUCAAAUAUAUUAAAUCUGACAUUAUUUCUAUUUUUUUCCGUCAUGACAUCGACAUCAUUCUUUUCAUAUUUGGACAUAAGCCAUUAUGAGAACAUAGUAUAUGUAGAAUGUUAUUCUAAACAGAUUAUAAUCAUGAACAAAUACAGAAACUGUAUUUUCUACUGUACUUUUUUAUUGUUAUUGUUUGUGUACAGUAUAUAGUCAUCUCUAUUAAUAUUGGUGUCCACAAGAAACUAUAUAUCUCUAAAAGUGUGAAUUAUGAAUACUGAAUAAUAGAGUAGAACUUCUGGUGAAAUUUCCCAUCAUUCAGUGGAUAUUUGACAAUAUUUAAUGUAUUGUUUUUUGCCAUAGUAAUGAUGUUUUGUUCACAUAUGUGACAUAGGUGAUCGUCAUCUGUGAAUUAUUGAAAUAGUUUUGAUGGAGAUAAAAUGUUCCUGUUGGACAUAAAAUAAAUAAUUUUUAUAACCUCAAUAUAACCAGAUUAAAGAAAGACAAACGUCUUCUAAUGAGAAGAUUGUACUGUUCAGAAGGUGCUGCAUGCCAAUACACAGUUACUCCCCCUACUGGCUGACGUAUAGUACUAAACAACAGUAUGUUGUAAUACUGUCUGUUCUCAUGACCGACAUCGCUCUCCUUCUUAGUCCCUCAGUUCAAAUAUAAUGUAUGUCUUGUUCGCCUGCUCGUUUCAAAUCAAAUCCUGUAUGCAACUGCUACAAAAUGCACAAUGAAUGUCAGGCUGGCUGUGAUACAUUCCAAGAAAACAAUGUAGCAAGUCUAACUAUACUGGCAUGGAUCACGGGACUAACAGAGACAUAGGCUGUCAGUGGAUAUUACAGACAUAGGAAUGAAUAUUUUUUACAAUGCGUGACUAAAGACACUUAAUCUCUUAGAAAAUCUUGAUUACAAAGAUCUGCCUGUCUUCAAGUUACUAACACUGAUUCACUUUGUUCCUGCCUCAUAUUUCAAAAUGGUAACAAUGUUAAAACCUAAAGCAAUGGGUUGUUUAUGGCUUGCAGUCCUAAAAGCAAUAUCAAUAAAAUAUUACCUUGUCAAUCAGAAACUAUAGGGGGAGUGACUUUGGUCUAGCCUUAAUCAAAUGACCAAUCUACAUUUUAGAGAUGAGAUGUGUUCCAGAAAUGUUUUUCUUUUUCUUCUGUUCUCCAAAACCCUACACCCAUAUUCCUAAAGUAUCUUAAAACGGCAGAACUGGUCUGAGAAAAUGUUUACAACUUAACAGGUCCCCUUCAGUGACCCCUGCAGAAAACCCCAAAAUGUCCAGCAGGUCAGAACAUUUUAAGGAUUUUUUUUCUUUUUUUCUUACCUAAACAGGCAUCUGGAGGAGUGAUGUCACACUUGUGGAGAGGGACAUAAACAUACUUCAUUGUGUUUUGAGAGUCUAAACUCUUAACCCUCGAUGGUCAAAAUGGAACCAGCAGAGGCCGAGAUGUCCUGACUUUAAGUCCCCAGUAUAAGUAUGAGUAAUGCUCCAUAAACAUUGGCUAAUCCACCAAUUCCCAUAAUGCAACCAGUAGUAUUGUUUUGGUUGACUCUUCCUGUCUGGUAAAUGCCCACGUCUUUUAAACUCCAUACCCCAAGCUUGUAACACAAGCUUUGUCUCUAAGACAAGACGGUGCCUUUGUCUGAGUUACUUUGUCUGAUUUCAGAAAGUCAUCAGACAACUGUUUUCUGUGUGACUGGGUUUUGCUGGGGUUACUUAAGGUGGAAUUUAAAAAGGGAAAUACCACUCAUUUUACCAACUGCCAAAUGGUCUAUGACGGUCCAGUCUGCAUUUACAGUCAGAAAAUAAAUCACUUUCUACAGAGGCAAGAUUGAAACAAACAAACCUUACAAAGUUGUACACUCUUACAAAUGUAUUACUUUUAGAAAGAUAGAUUCCAAAUGUAUUGGUUUGCUUCAGUCAUAAUACAUUUAUAUUGCCAUGUAUACGGUAUGUAGGGCUGACUUCUAAACUGAAUUGAACAACUUUCCUGCAGUGUGAUCUAACCACUGAUGCUGCACAGUGCUCUCCCAAUCCCAGACACUUUAUCAAUAUGGGUGCUAUUAUGGAUUAUAAAGAUAAAUACUAUACAGAUGAAGAUAGACCUCUUAUAUAAAGUAUAUUGAUUACAUAGUAGUAUAAACAACGGCUACAUUUACUCAGCAACAUUGGGAUUUUUUUUCAACAGUGUUUUAGUAAUCAAGCAAUUACACAGGAUGAGAAAGAAUUUAUUUUAACUCAGUGCAGCACAUUAAGGGACGGAAAUUAGAGUCUGUGUAGCUUCCCUCAUGUCAGACAAGUAAAGGAUGAUCCGACCUGUGCUUUGUGAAUUAUCUGGUAUAUCUUGUCUUCCGUCUUCUUAAGUCUUAAAGUAAAUCACUUCGUCCAUAUGUUUAAUCCAGUGUGACCCAGAUGUCAUUUGGUUUCAUAACUGGCUCAACACCAAAGAAGUGAAAUCAAAUCUGUUUCACAUGGGGUUAAAUAUAUAGUUUUACCUGUUCCUUUAAAUCUACCCAAAUACAUGUACAUACAGUAUUGUGAAAAAUAUAUAACAAGUAUUGUCUGAGUUUGCUCUAAAAGUUAUAUAAGUAUUUAUUCCAAAUGCUAUAUUUUUUACCAUAUAUAUAGUAUACUUAUGUAUGCAUGGAAAAAUAUUCCAGUAAUUCUGUUGGAGGGGAAUUUGAAAGAUUUGAAGUGUUCCCUGAUAAUGUGAUUAUUCAGCUUAUCUUUGACUGGUUGGGUGGUAUAGUACAUGUGUGAUGUUGGCAAAGGUUGUGGACUGUGUCAUGUUCCCAUUAAUGCUACCUUUAACAUUUUUGGGAAAAGUAUGAAGCAGAUUCAACACUGGCUAAAGCUAUACGAGCAAAGUCUCCCUUGUUUGGGUACCCAUCGGAAAAUCGAAGUCUAUGUACAUGACAGAGUCAAACAUAAAACCUGUACCUCUCUGUAAUAUUCCUUGAACAGCGGGCUUAUAUGUUGCAAAUCAGAGAACUACUUCUAAAUAAAUAAAUAUGAAGAUUUAAAACUUA
Cottoperca gobio is the source of this 8507-nucleotide messenger RNA. RefSeq names its product KN motif and ankyrin repeat domains 4 (gene kank4). Gene Ontology annotation, biological process: negative regulation of actin filament polymerization. NCBI's taxonomy places the organism in Eukaryota, Metazoa, Chordata, Actinopteri, Perciformes, Bovichtidae. The transcript has 10 exons. Gene Ontology annotation, molecular function: protein binding. Bases 322 to 5028 code for a protein of 1568 amino acids. The record is from RefSeq and is a predicted model, not a curated record. Gene Ontology annotation, cellular component: cytoplasm; cytoskeleton.